CACACUACACACAGACACACACACACGGUCCCCAGACCCAGACCUCCUCUGUGUGAGGAGUCAGUCCCCAGACCUCCUCUGUGUGAGGAGUCAGUUCCCAGACCUCCUCUGUGUGAGGAGUCAGUCCCCAGACCUCCUCUGUGUGAGGAGUCAGUUCCACUGUGAAUCACUAUGACGAGGACACUACUGCUGCUGUGUGUGACUCUCUGCUGUCUGAGUGUCUCUGUGGCCGGUGACGGCUCUACCUCUCUCCCGGAGGAGGACGGGGUUCUGCUGUUGAAGAAGGACAACUUUAACCGAGCUCUCAAACAAAACAAACAGCUGCUGGUGCACUUUUUCGCUCCUCUCUCUGGAGAUUCCCAGCGGCUGGCGUUGGCGUUCCGUGGAGCCGCGGAGCAGCUGAUUGGUUCGGAGGUGAAACUGGGCGUAGUCGACGUCUCCAAGGAAACCAAUCUGACCAAGGAACUGAACGCCACGACUCCACCCCCUCUACGGCUCUACCUAUCAGGAGACAGACACAACCCUGUACCCUGCCCAGUUUUCCAGAGUUCGGCCUCCAUCGUAACGUGGUUAAAGAGGAGGGCGGGGCCUAGUGCUGACAUCAUCACUGACCUGAACCAAUCAGAUCGCUUCGUCGCCUCAGAGGAGCUGGUUGUUCUCGGACUGUUUAAGGACGUGGAACGGGGUCGUGUGGAGGUUUUCUACGCCGCCGCCGUUGACCUCCCUGACCUCCCUUUCUCUGUGACCCGGAACCAAGACAUCUUCAGGAAGUAUGACAUCACACAAGACUCCGUGCUGCUAGUCCGACAGUCUACCCCUGUACAGGUAUUGAUGGUAACCAGUCAGAUGACUAAAGAGGACCUCAUCUCCUUCAUCACCGUUCAUCAACUGGAGCUGGUUACUGAAUACAACGGACAGACAGCCAGCCGUAUCCUCUCCUCUCCAGUGUUAAAUCACGCCAUUCUGUUUGUCAAUAAGACUGAUGAACGGUUUCAGACGGUCUACUCUGACUUCAAGGCUGCUGCUGCCCCCUACAGGGGAAAGGUAUUAUUUGUGAUGGUAGACGUGGACGAGCCGAGGAAUGGAAGAAUGUUGGAGUAUUUCCGUGUCCGGGAGAGUGAGGCUCCGAUGGUGCGAUUGGUUAAUCUGACGAGUCACGUGACCUAUCACCUGCCGUCCGACACACUGGACACGCCCACCAUUAUAGCGUUCUGUAAGACCUACCUGGAUGGCACCGCACAGCCUAAGAUGCAGAGUGAGGCUCUGCCUGCUGACUGGGACCAGAAGCCAGUUAUACAGCUGGUAGGAGAGAACCUGGAGAGACUGGCCUUCAACCCUGACAAGACAGCCUUCAUAAUGUUCUACCUGCCCUACAGUGAAGAGAGUCGUUCUCUGUUCCCACUGUGGGAGGAGUUAGCCCUUCACUUCCUGGACAGAGAGGAAGUUGUCAUCGCUCGCAUCGACGCCUCGGCCAAUGACUUCAACCUGUCGAUGAGAGAACGCUACCCCGCCCUCCGCCUGUUCCCCGCGCUGCACGCAGAGAGGGUGGUAGCCUACUCUGGUCAGAGGAACCUGAAGGAUCUGGUUCAGUUUCUGGAGAAAGAGAUGGAAAGAGCAAAGAUGGACAGGGCCCAAGAGGAGGAGGAUCGGAGGAAGUACAUUGAGACUCAGAAAGCUAUUGAGGCCAAAGAAGCAAAAGAAGCCAAAGAGGAAAAACAAGAGCUGUAGUGUGUUUACCUGUAGAAUAAAACCUGUAGUUAUAGUAGCUGUAACCUAGUAGUAUACAACCUGUAGUUAUAGUAGCUGUAACCUAGUAGUAUACAACCUGUAGUUAUAGUAGCUGUAACCUAGUAGUAUACAACCUGUAGUUAUAGUAGCUGUAACCUAGUAGUAUACAACCUGUAGUUAUAGUAGCUGUAACCUAGUAGACCUGUAGUUAUAGUAGCUGUAACCUAGUAGACCUGUAGUUAUAGUAGCUGUAACCUAGUAGUAUACAACCUGUAGUUAUAGUAGCUGUAACCUAGUAGACCUGUAGUUAUAGUAGCUGUAACCUAGUAGUAUACAACCUGUAGUUAUAGUAGCUGUAACCUAGUAGUAUACAACCUGUAGUUAUAGUAGCUGUAACCUAGUAGUAUACAACCUGUAGUUAUAGUAGCUGUAACCUAGUAGUAUACAACCUGUAGUUAUAGUAGCUGUAACCUAGUAGUAUACAACCUGUAGUUAUAGUAGCUGUAACCUAGUAGUAUACAACCUGUAGUUAUAGUAGCUGUAACCUAGUAGUAUACAACCUGUAGUUAUAGUAGCUGUAACCUAGUAGUAUACAACCUGUAGUUAUAGUAGCUGUAACCUAGUAGUAUACAACCUGUAGUUAUAGUAGCUGUAACCUAGUAGUAUACAACCUGUA
Messenger RNA from Oncorhynchus nerka (sockeye salmon), 2404 nucleotides. RefSeq lists its product as uncharacterized. Gene Ontology annotation, biological process: response to endoplasmic reticulum stress; protein folding. Gene Ontology annotation, cellular component: endoplasmic reticulum. The record is from RefSeq and is a predicted model, not a curated record. Bases 172 to 1728 code for a protein of 518 amino acids. NCBI's taxonomy places the organism in Eukaryota, Metazoa, Chordata, Actinopteri, Salmoniformes, Salmonidae. The transcript has 11 exons.